Amoebophrya sp. A25 is the source of this 2030-nucleotide messenger RNA. The record is from the annotation of a GenBank genome assembly. Lineage: Eukaryota; Dinophyceae; Syndiniales; Amoebophryaceae.
AGAAGAUCAUGCACAUAGGAAAAAGGAAGUGCAACAAUUAAGUCCUGCGAGUGACCUCUUGCUAGGUAAAUGAAUGAAUGGAUGAGUAUUAUUCUCUUGACAACAAGAACAUCGUGCACAUGGUGCUAUUCUCUUGACAACAACACGUGAAGGCUAUAACGAGGAGUCUACGACUGAUUCGAGGCACUGAAGAAAACCAAAAGGAUGUUCUCAAGAGGGUGUCGUUUUUCCUACGGAAACGGUGGCCAUUUUAACCACCGUUUCAGCUGCCUUCUGUGCUUGCUAAUAUACCACGACUUAGCGGACGCAUACUUCGAACAAGUAAUGAGUCCUUUCUUCGAUGACGAUUUGCCUCUGGACCCAGCUUUGUGGGAGAAGGAGGAUCAUGGGUCUCAAAAUCGUGGUAGUAUGGACGAGGAGGUGCCAUCAUCCGUUUUUCAACAGAGAAGCCGUGGAGAUCGAGGAGCGAAGUCCCACGAAAGAGCGGAGGGGAAGGGGGACAGGGAAGACAACAGCGAAGAACCGAAAGGUGACGAAGUCGUUGGAGGGGAGGCUCAGGGGCACGAUGAUUCCUCUUCACAGGAAGACAAAGAGGGAGAUGACGAGGCAACCACAGAGGAUGAAGAUGGAGAAGCACCAAAAGGUCGUACUGUUGGCGAACCUAAUGCUGAUUCCAAAAGGUCAGAGGCAGAGGAAAAGUCAACAGAGGAAGCAGAAGCAGCAACUACAUCAGACAGAGUGUCGCGCUCAGGUCGAUUGCGUGAAGCCCUUAACGACGAUCAUGAGCGUUUGUCGCUAGGUUACGUGCACUCACCAGGGAAAGGAGAGGAGUUAUGCUGCUGUUGAUGAGUGUCAAUGUAGCCGCGAUUGAGUUCUUCUUUCUUUAUUAGUGCGUUGUAGCUGGGCGAGUACUAGGAGUGCGUGUCUCUGUUGUAUCUGUAAUGCAGAAUGUCAAUGUUCAAGUUCCAACGAAAAACGUGAAACUCUGCUCAACAAGGAGAUGAAUGGCUCUGGUAUUUGGUAACCUGAUUUUGAUCAUGAGGAAAACAAGAAGAGAAUCCUUGUGAUCAAAUUCAGGCUAUCAAAUACCAGAGCCAUUCAGUAGAACAGGAGUAACAUCCUCGUCUUCUGGCGCCUCUAAUCACUAGUCUCCUGUACGAACUAUCCUCGCCAGAUGACUCUCCUUCGUCCGACAAAGACCCUACAAGUACAACCUCUUCAAUCCCGAGGCCUGGGAAGCCUCCGACGACAUCCGUAUCGCAUGAAUUCGAAACUGGAGUGCAUCAAAAUUACCACAAGCUACUGGAUGCAGUGCAUGAAAGUGUGGGCGUCAUAGCGCACGCUGAUAAGGAGGAGAAGAAUAUCUUGACUCAAGCGGAGCAAUGGACGGAAGGAAAACGACGGGUGGAUAGACAAUAUCGGCAUAUCGUUAUGGGAACGAUACUGUUUCAUUAAAAAAAUCUUCCAUGUGGAGCAUUUCUAAAAAAAAGUCGCAAGUAGAGGGAACAUAAACACUUCGCACAACGAGCAAAUAUUUCCAUUUCCGCGACAGUACAACUACUUUCUACUAGUACUAGCACAGUACUAAAUACUUCCAUGUCUAAUCCCCAACGUACCCCUGUCGAUUUGGAGCAUAUGUUACAUGACGCCGCAACGGAGAUUCAGCGAGAUCUGUUGCAGCCGUGGACAGAGGCAGAGCCACCCGCAACUUCUGCGGAAGAGAGGAUGGCAAAAGUACUCGCGAAAAGAGCACAAGAAGAAGAACAGUGAAGAAGGCGUGAAGAAGUGAUGUGGAAGUGCACAUGAUGAUGCGGAAGUUUACAACUUACGAUAGUGCUGAUUAUGCGGAAGUUUACAACUUCGAGUCAAGGAUAAGUACUAGAAGACGUAAUAAUAUGCAGUUCGCAAGGUUGUCCUGACGGCGGCGGCGGUCUUCUACGCCCGCGGUGUCGAAAUUUCCUAGUACUAAAAUUCUACGAGGAGUACGAUUUGAUUGUCGUACAACUUCCUAUUUUUACCGCAAGAAAAAA